AAUCAAAUCAAUUAGGUCUUUGUCUUCUUCCGUAAACGAAGGUUUAGGAAAGAAAGAAAGGGUAAGCAAAAAGAAAAAGAAAAAAAUGACGCUGGGACUGAUAAACGCGAAUCCAGUAGUGCAAGCUAAGAAGGAACGGCUAGCUCGUACACAAGAUCAACACAGAGAUGAUGAUGGCCUUGAUACUCUUGACAUCUAUGAGUAUGUAAGAGACAUAAGAGAUCCGGAACACCCUUACUCCUUGGAACAACUAAGUGUUCUGUCUGAAGAUUCCAUCACUCUCGAUGACAAGCUCAAUCGCAUCAUAAUAACGUUUACACCGACGAUCCAGCAUUGUAGUAUGGCAACUAUAAUUGGUCUGUGUUUGAGAGCUAAGCUUAAAGAAUGCUUGCCACUCCAUUAUAAGGUUGAUAUCAGAGUGUCUCCCGGUUCUCACGCCGAUGAAGAUUCAGUGAAUAAACAGCUGAAUGAUAAAGAAAGAGUGGUAGCUGCAUUGGAGAAUCCUAAUCUCCGUCAGCUUGUGGAUGAGUGUCUCUGCUCCAACGAGAUAUGAUCACAUCAUUUUACUUUUACUCUCUUGUACAAAUUCGGGAUUGUAUUGUAUGACUUAGAGACCGCUCUUUGUCUCUUUUUGUAUUGGUAAUGUCACUUUAUACAUUUUGCGAUGCUUGAAUGUUGUAUACUGCUUUGAUAAUGUUACAAACCUUUUCUCCA
Brassica napus (rape) is the source of this 714-nucleotide messenger RNA. Its product is annotated as protein AE7-like 1. The record is from RefSeq and is a predicted model, not a curated record. Gene Ontology annotation, biological process: iron-sulfur cluster assembly. The transcript has 5 exons. Lineage: Eukaryota; Viridiplantae; Streptophyta; Magnoliopsida; Brassicales; Brassicaceae. The coding region runs from base 86 to 553 and encodes 155 amino acids.